AUGACCGAGCACAAGCAAACAGCUAUCUUGUCAGUCUACGACAAAACUGGUCUUUUGGAUCUUGCCAAGGGAUUGGUUGCCGCUAAUGUGCGUAUUUUGGCAUCUGGUGGUACCGCCAAGUUGGUUCGUGAGGCUGGUUUCCCUGUGGAAGAUGUUUCCUCAAUCACCCACGCUCCAGAGAUGUUAGGGGGAAGAGUUAAGACAUUGCACCCUGCUGUCCAUGGUGGUAUUUUGGCAAGAAACUUGGAAAGUGACGAACAGGACUUGGCCGCACAAGGAAUCGAGAAGGUUGAUUACGUUGUUUGUAACUUGUACCCAUUCAAGGAAACUGUUUCAAAGAUUGCAGUCACAGUUGACGAAGCAAUUGAAGAAAUUGAUAUUGGUGGAGUUACUUUGUUGAGAGCAGCAGCCAAGAACCACCAAAGAGUCACCAUUUUGUCCGACCCUAAGGAUUACUCUGGAUUUUUGAGCGAGUUAAAAGAAGGGAAAAUUACUACUGAAACUAGAAACAGACUAGCUUUGAAGGCAUUCGAGCACACAGCCGAUUACGAUGUUGCCAUUUCCGAUUUCUUCAGAAAGCAAUAUGCUGAAGAUGUUUCGCAAUUGCCUUUGAGAUACGGUGCCAACCCACACCAAAAGCCUGCUCAAGCUUUUGUUUCACAAGGUGAGUUGCCAUUCAAGGUCUUGAACGGUUCUCCAGGAUACAUUAAUUUAUUGGAUGCCUUAAACUCUUGGCCAUUGGUUAAGGAGUUAUCAGCUUCCUUAAACUUGCCAGCAGCUGCUUCAUUUAAGCACGUUUCACCAGCAGGUGCCGCAAUUGGUUUGCCAUUAUCAGAUGUCGAAAAGAAAAUCUAUUUUGUUGAAGACAUUGAAAACUUGUCACCAUUGGCCAAUGCCUACGCCAGAGCGAGAGGUGCCGACAGGAUGUCCUCAUUUGGUGACUUUAUUGCUCUUUCAAACAUUGUUGAUAAGCCAACUGCUCAAAUCAUCUCCAAGGAAGUUUCUGAUGGUGUUAUUGCUCCAGGAUACUCGGAUGAAGCUCUUGAGCUUUUGAAAAAGAAGAAAGGUGGUAAAUAUUGUGUGUUACAAAUUGAUCCAAACUUUACACCAGACAAUUUGGAAAAUAGGCAAGUUUAUGGUGUAACUUUACAGCAAAAGAGAAAUGAUGCCAUCAUCAAAGGAUCUUCAUUUAAGGAAAUCGUUUCUAGAAACAAGGACUUGACCGAACAAGGUGCUAUUGAUUUAACUCUCGCUACCAUUGCCUUGAAAUACACUCAGUCGAACUCAGUUUGUUAUGCCAAGAAUGGUAUGGUUAUUGGUUUGGGUGCUGGUCAACAGUCAAGAAUCCACUGUACAAGACUUGCUGGUGACAAGGCUGACAACUGGUGGUUUAGACAACACCCAAGAGUUUUGGGUUUCAAAUGGGCCAAGGGUGUCAAGAGACCUGAAAAAUCCAAUGCCAUUGACUUGUACGUCUCCAACCAAAUCCCAACCGAAGAACCAGAAAAGUCUGAAUAUGAGUCCAAGUUUGAAGAGGUGCCAAAGCCAUUGACAGAAGAAGAGAGGAAAGAAUGGUUGAGCAAGUUGAACAAUGUUGCGUUGUCUUCAGAUGCAUUCUUCCCAUUCCCAGACAAUGUUUACAGAGCUGCUAGAUCAGGUGUCAAGUUCAUUGCUGCUCCAAGUGGUUCAGUAAUGGACAAGGCUGUUUUCAAUGCUGCUGAUGCCAAUGACAUUGUCUACGUUGAGAACCCAAUCAGACUUUUCCACCACUAA
Molecule: messenger RNA, 1773 nt
Organism: Lodderomyces elongisporus
Lineage: Eukaryota; Fungi; Ascomycota; Pichiomycetes; Serinales; Debaryomycetaceae
Gene: ADE17
Product: bifunctional phosphoribosylaminoimidazolecarboxamide formyltransferase/IMP cyclohydrolase
Exons: 1
Coding region: 1-1773 (590 amino acids)
Biological process (GO): 'de novo' IMP biosynthetic process
Cellular component (GO): cytosol
Molecular function (GO): IMP cyclohydrolase activity; phosphoribosylaminoimidazolecarboxamide formyltransferase activity
Source: RefSeq, a predicted model, not a curated record